Messenger RNA from Leptopilina heterotoma, 3226 nucleotides. RefSeq names its product polycomb protein Pcl (gene Pcl). The record is from RefSeq and is a predicted model, not a curated record. The coding region runs from base 375 to 2861 and encodes 828 amino acids. The transcript is spliced from 10 exons. Gene Ontology annotation, biological process: regulation of DNA-templated transcription; chromatin organization. Gene Ontology annotation, molecular function: chromatin binding; DNA binding. NCBI's taxonomy places the organism in Eukaryota, Metazoa, Arthropoda, Insecta, Hymenoptera, Figitidae. Gene Ontology annotation, cellular component: nucleus.
GAACUCAGUGACGAACAGUGUUCGCUUGAACCCAGUGGUGCUUGGGUGCAAGUGUUUCCUCGAAAAUGGCGGACGGUGCUGAUUCGAAUUUCCCGAGUACAGGAUGAAAGUGCGCCGAAUUAUCGGCACUUACCUCAUUUUUUGAGUUUUUGCAUAUUUUGAGGAAAUUAUAAACAAGUCCCAAUCUCAUUUACAUUAAUUGUCUCGCGAUUAAACACCGUCGAAACGUAAAAAAAAAUUAAGUCGCGCGGGAUUGUGUAUUCAGUGUGUGGAAGGUGGCGGGGCCCCCAUAAGUAAUAAAUGGCUGACCGGAGUUGUAAAAUGAGUAGCAACUAAAUUCCGAAUGUAUCCAGAGAGCCAAAUAAACUAAGAAAAUGUCAGAACCCGAAGAAUGUCCGGCAGCUCCGGACAGUACGACAAAGGAGCAGAGACUAGGAUUCUCUCAUGGAGAAGAUGUUUUUCUACAACUCAAAGAUGGGAAAUUUUAUUUGGGAACAGUUGUCGAGGUGGAUUUGGCGAGAGAAAAGUGUCUCGUCAAAUUCCUGGACAAUACAUCGUCCUGGUCGUCAGUCAAAGAGCUGACGAAGGUAGCAACACCAGAGGCCGAUGUAAUGUGUGUUCUUUGUAAGAAAUCUCAACCCAAGACUGACAAUGAUAUCAUUGUUUGCGACAAAUGCGGUCGCGGAUAUCAUCAACUUUGUCACCAGCCCCAGGUAAUAAAAGAAGAAACCCCUUCAGAGGCGCAUUGGGUGUGCAAAAGAUGCAUCGACAGUCAACCGAGACAUGGAGAGCCCAAGAAUUCAAUGGUGAAGGCAAAUAUUAGAAAAGUUUGUAGUGGUCGAGAUCAACCGCCACCGCCUCCAGAAGACAUGACAAAGUUACCUUAUGACCCGAACAUGUUGAGUUGGGACUCAAAUCAUCGAGUGAAUGCAGAACAAAUUUAUUGUUAUUGCGGAUUAAAUGGCGAGUGGUACACGCAAAUGUUACAAUGCGCUCGUUGUAAACAAUGGUUUCAUGAAAAAUGCGUUAGCUGUUUAACUUAUCCUCUCUACAGUGGUGACAGAUUUUAUGUGUUUGUUUGUUCAAUGUGCAAUUAUGGCAAGGAAUUUGUUCGACGAUUAGAAAUAAAAUGGGUAGAUUUGGUGCACCUGAUGCUGUACAAUCUGACUGUUUAUAAUGCAAAAAAAUAUUACGAUCUUGACACCGUGAUUGUUCCCUAUGCGAACGACAAUUGGAAUACUUUACAACUGCCACCUAGAAUUCGAGACGUUAGCCAACAGAUACGUAGAGAUUCGAUUCUCGCGAUUUUAAUUAGCAAUAGAAAUAGGUUUAAAUGUGGUAGAGAAAUAAAAAAGCGGACAACAAUUUGGGGACUGAGAGUGAGAUUACCGCCUCCUUGUCCAGUUGUCUAUCUUCCUGACACUGGGGUAAUUGAUGACUCUGUUCUACGUCGCUGCUGGGGUGGCAACAAAAGACUGCAAUACCUUCCACCGAACACUGGACCGGUAUUAAUGACAGAGUGUACAAAACCACUCCUGGAACUGACGCAUAUAAAAAAGGAAAAUCUCGAAGUAUCAGUAAAUCCAACUGAUGUACUGAGAGGCGCGAUCUACCAAAAUAGCGAAAGAGGACAAAGUUCUGAUACAAAUGUACCUAAUCAAUCGACCGAGGCUUUGAGAGAAAGGUACAGCGGAGGUGGUUUCGUGAAGAAAUCGUUUCCAUUUCCAAAAUUAAGUUUACAAAGAAGAAGACGAUUGAUGGCUCUGAGUAGUUCUCGGGAAAGAAUGCUCCGCAAACAGAAGAAGAGAGAAAAGGAAAAUUCCGAAUCGAAUAUUAAAUUGCAAUGUGUACGCGAGGCGAGGUAUAAAAAGGCAAGAAAACUACUUAAAAACGCUAUUGCUAAGAGUAAAUCGCGAAAUUGUGAUGCAUCGGAUUUGCCGCCAACACCGCCAACAUCGAUCUCGGGACCGCCGACACCACCUGCGACAACUUCUGGAAUAUCCGAGAUUUUGGUACCAAAUACCGUGGAAUUAUUGAAUCAAUUACCGCCGUCAACGCCAGCAGACACGAGCGGUGACGAGACAAGUUCCCGUGGCACACUCGACUCCUUCAUUCCACCUCCCAAAGAUUUUGAAGGUAAAAAUAAUCCUUUUCGAAAUCUCAGCGAAUUACUCGGCACACCGUGCAACAUCAAUCAAGGUAAUUCCAAUAUUUCCCUCACCUUCAAUCAAUGUCCGAUCACACUGCCCCUGCCCCUAACGCCGGUGAUAUCACAACCGCCCCUAAUGCGACCGGCGAAACGUCAAUUAUCCGAGAAGGAUAUAAUAAUCGAUCGUAACGGUCAAGUGAGAAGGAGACGACAGCACCGACGUGGACGACCGCCACAACAACAACAACAGCAACAAUUACAAUUACAACAGCAACAACAAUUUCAACAAACAGCGAGUAAAACAGCGGCAAUAAUACCGGCGCGCAAUAGUGACGUGAAAAAUGAAUUUGUCCGAAAUUUACGAAGUUCAUUUAAUGGCUCGUCGAGUAGUAGUCAAAUUGGAAAUUGUGUUGAUUAUGCGCUUAAUGGAAGAAGACUGAGACAACGGCAGAGUAUUGAUAAAUUACCGCCACCCGAUCCACAGAUACAGAAGAAAAAUUUAGUGAAUAAUUCACCAACAUCGCCAAAAUAUUCACCGGUAAAACAAAAUGCCCCCGAUAUAUCGAUCGAUGAUCUUAAAUCAUCGGUGAAUAUUUAUUUUGGCGCUGCCAAUCGAAUAGCGUCUGGUGAGAAAUUUUUCAUUAAAGCUAAACGUAUUGGGCCAAAUGGACAGUCACAAUUUCUCAUCGAAUGGGAAGGACCCAACACUUAACGGAUAAAGGGAUAUGUCUUUUAAAAUUUUAACAAAAAGAAAAUAACAACAGUUUCUUUUAUCUCGGUAUCGAAUCCAAAGCCGAUUGACUGAUCCUCUUCUAUUACAGACUCGACAGUACAUCGUGGAUCAAAGAAUUUCGCACGCACUGUUUUUUUUUUUUAUUUUUUAUUAAGCUGUCUCUUUUCUUGUUAUCUAGUUGUCUUUCGUGUUUAUUCUAUUUUUCUUUUAUUUUCCUCUUAUUUUUCUUUUUUUUCUUAUUUAUCUCUUAUUCUCUUACUAGUAAAUUCUAGCAAAACUCGGUAUUCCAUUUAUUAUUAUUUAGCUAAUUUAAAAAUUUUAUAUUUUCAAAUAUAAACAACAAC